This is a messenger RNA of Protopolystoma xenopodis, 216 nucleotides long. The record is from the annotation of a GenBank genome assembly. Lineage: Eukaryota; Metazoa; Platyhelminthes; Monogenea; Polystomatidea; Polystomatidae.
AUGGCAGGAGUUCACCCAUUAUCAAUGUGUGCUUGUGUGCCAGCUGACCAUGGAACCCGUAUGAUGCUGGGUUUAGUGCGUGGUCUUGUUUAUUGGCGUCUCACAGCGCGUAAUAGACCGCCCCGGACCAUUACUGCUGUGGACCAAUUCGGUGCUGUGGUGGCUACAAGCAAUGGAUUGGGAAUCGAGGAUGAUGACAUAGCUCUACUGGUAUGA